Messenger RNA from Vitis vinifera (wine grape), 1862 nucleotides. RefSeq names its product loganic acid O-methyltransferase. The record is from RefSeq and is a predicted model, not a curated record. The coding region runs from base 575 to 1687 and encodes 370 amino acids. Gene Ontology annotation, biological process: methylation. Gene Ontology annotation, molecular function: S-adenosylmethionine-dependent methyltransferase activity. NCBI's taxonomy places the organism in Eukaryota, Viridiplantae, Streptophyta, Magnoliopsida, Vitales, Vitaceae. The transcript is spliced from 5 exons.
AGCGCCAUCCUCUCUUCAUUAUCUAUUAAAUCCAUUUUUCCCCCAUUAAUUAAAACACCCACAGGCCACAGGCCACAAACCCCACCCUCAACCCGAUACCCAUACACACUCCCAUAUAAAUAAGCGACAAGCUACAACCGAUUUUUUACCGUGAACACUAACAACUCCAUCCAGCUAGCACCAGCAUCAUCUUCAGACAUCAUCCUCGAGAAACUCUGAAACCCUUGUUGUCUUGAAUCCCACAUACCAAAAAUUAAACUGGGAAGAAUCCGACGAGUAACCACCGGAAACUCCAUCAUCGGCUACCACCUUCCUCGGUUUCAAUCAUUGGCUCUCCAUAAGCUAACGCCACUACCAGGGACCGAAAUGGAGAGUUCACUGACGAGAGCAAAAACCAUCAUUGUGGUUUUUGGAGCUGUGAGGGUUUGAGAAGAUUGAAGGUGGGGAGUUCUUGUUUUUGCCAAGAGAUUUGUUGUUGAGCCCUCCUCCACUUUUUCAGGUUCUCUUCUUCGGGCCGCAAGAGGAACACAAGCGUCGCACGUUUCACACAAAGCAACAGCAGCAGCAACUAGAGAUGGCAAAUGAGGUUGAAUCAACUCCUAAUUCAUACCCUAUGAAUGGUGGAAUUGGCUGUCACAGCUAUGUUAAAAAUUCCCACAUUCAGAGAGCUUUGCUGCAUGCUGCUAAGGAUGUGAUCACUGAAGCUAUUGUAGAGAAGGUGGAUAUCACAAACCCUUGGUUUAAUUCUUCGAGAACAUUACGUGUUGCAGAUUUUGGCUGUUCUGUUGGCCCCAACACCUUCGUUGUAGUGCAAAACAUCAUCGAAGCCCUAGAGCUCCUGUACCGUUCUAAGCGACACAACCCUGAAAUCCCAGAAUUCCAUGUGUUCUUCAAUGAUCAUGUCCACAAUGACUUCAACACCCUCUUCAGAUCCCUCCCUUUCUCCCACCGAUACUUUGCUGCCGGCGUGCCUGGUUCAUUCCAUGAUCGAUUAUUUCCCAAGUCUACUCUCCACAUCAUACACUCCUCUUAUGCACUGCACUGGCUGUCCCAGGUGCCCACCCAACUUGCAGACAGAAACUCUCCUGCUUGGAACAAAGGGAGAAUCCAUGGCUUAGGGGCUUCUUCAAAAGAAGUUCGGGAGGCCUUUUCAGCUCAGUUCAGUAAGGACUUGCAGGCCUUUCUGAAUGCUAGAGCACUGGAGCUUGUGGGAGGAGGUCUGAUGCUACUUCUAGUGAGCGGUCUCCCCAAUGAGUUCCAUUCUUCUCAAACUAAUAGUGCGAUAGUGUUGGAUCUUCUGGGAUCAUGCCUUAUUGACAUGGCUAAAAUGGGGAUAAUCAGUGAAGACAAUGUGGAUUCAUUCAACUUGUCUAUCUAUCGAACAUGCCCAGGAGAGUUGGAGGCAUUUAUAGAGAAAAAUGGGCAUUUCAAAAUUGAGAAGAUGGAAGAGCUGAUUAAUCCGGUGAGAUGGGAUCCGCCUGAUUUCCAAAUGUUAGCUUCGCAUUUAAGAGCUACAUUUGAGGGAGCUUUGGAGGAACACUUUGGAAAUGAGAUUAUGGAUGAGUUGUUCGAACGCUUUACCAACAAAAUUGGAGAGAAUUCUCACAUCAUUUAUGACCAGCAAUACAUUAAAGAGACAGAAAUUUUCGUCUCUCUUAAACACAGAGUAACUGAUUACGAGGUGUAGUCGAGUUGAGCCACCAUGCAGACUUGGUGUUCAAGUGUGUGAUUUUCACAAGCGUGGGUCUUCUAGUGUGACAUUUCAAGUUGAUUGCGAAAUUUGUGAUAGGAAGGAGAAAAAUGUAUAAAAGAUCGAUUUUAUUUGUGAUAUUUUCUGUGAGAAGAGAAGUUUCCAUCUGUAA